GCAGUACACAUGCCAAUUGGUCGCAGUACACUGAACAAAAUCAGCGUGUCAAGGAUGAAAAUCAUAUUUUUCGUGCACAUUCUUACCAGGAUUUUGUAGACGUAACACAUUAAUAUACAACAGAAUUUGCUGUCGAUCUACCCUCAAAAGAAUCCGAGCCAUCCAACAGUUUGCAGAUGGAGACGGACACAUAUAAAAAUGAAGAUGAGAACAAGCGCAGAGGAAACUGGUCACUCAAACUGGACUUCCUGCUUUCCUGUCUGGGAUAUGUUGUCGGACUUGGGAACGUGUGGAGAUUUCCCUAUUUGUGUUACAGAAACGGAGGAGGAGCAUUUCUUAUUCCUUACUUCAUAGCCUUAGCAUUGAUAGGAAUCCCUAUCCUGUUACUGGAAUUUACUCUCGGUCAGUACUCCAGCUCUGGACCACUGACCUGUUGGAAGUAUUCUCCUAUGUUUGCGGGGGUUGGUUAUGCAAUGAACUGCGUGUCUUCGUUUGUUGGUAUCUACUACAACAUGAUUUUGGCCUGGGCUCUCUUCUACUUGUUUGACUCUUUCAGGAGUAAUUUACCCUGGAAUUCUUGUGGGGACUGGAGUACAAAUUUGUGCUAUUUUAAUGUGAAGAUUUUGGAUACCACCUCAGAAACUUGUGAAAAGAAUCGCUUUAAUAACCAGUCACUUAAUCCAUGGAUUGCGAAUGAAACACAGGGAAUAUGUUACGUAGAAAAUCUUGUAAACAAAAAAGAAGGAGUGAGGGCUUUCUUUAAUGAAACUAAGGCUAAAAAUUACUUUCCAAGAGUGAUUGCCUCUCAGGAGUACUUUGAUCGCUAUGUGACAGGUUCUGCAUAUAGUGAAGGAUUUUUUGACCUGGGGGAAGUCCGCUGGCAGCUAGUUCUGUGUUAUUUGUUGGCGUUUAUUUUCGUUGUACUGGCCCUCAGUAAGAGCAUCAAAACUUCUGGUAAAGUUGUAUACUUCACGGCUACGUUUCCUUAUGUGGUCCUAAUAAUUUUGCUUGUACGUGGAUUAAUGUUAGAGGGAAAAGAGAAAGGAAUUAAUUUCUACAUGACACCAGAUUUGUCUAAACUGAAGGAUGCACAAGUAUGGAAAGACGCCGCCGUUCAAAUUUUCUUUUCUCUGUCAGCUUCCCAGGGUGGACUCAUAGCUCUGGCUAGUUAUAAUGAAUUCCAUAAUGAUGUCAUCAGAGACACCAUGAUUCUUGCUUUUGGAAAUUGUCUAACCAGUAUUUUUGCUGGUUUUGUCAUUUUCUCUUAUCUGGGACAUCUGUCAGAAAUGUUGGGCGUUCCUGUAGAGGAUGUUGCUACAAGCGGACCAUCUUUGGCUUUUGUUGUCUACCCUUUUGCUGUUACACAACUUCCGGUUGCUCCUCUUUGGUCCAUUCUAUUCUUCCUCAUGUUAAUUACACUUGCUGUGGACAGUGAGUUUGUGCUGGUUGAGACGGUCGUAACGUCAAUGCUGGACAAGAUCCUCAAAUUCCGGGACCACAAGUUAUUCACUGUUAUUGGUGUUUGUACAGUGAUGUUCUUGCUUGGGCUUACCAUGACAACAAAUGGCGGUAUAUACAUGAUAGAGAUAAUGGACACAUAUUCCGGUGGAUGGGGCGUGCUGUUUAUCGCCAUAUUUGAGUGUAUUUCCAUAGCAUGGAUUUACGGUGUGUCCAGAUUUCUGGACGAUCUUUUGCUGAUGGUUGGCAAACGAUUCUGUUGUUGUGUUCCUUUUACCAUGUUGAAGUAUUGGUGGGUGUUAUGUUGGUGCUGUGUCACUCCCUUGUUUUGUGCUGUCGUAAUGAUAUUUUCCUGGGUUGACUACACUGGACUAGCAAAUAAACAACACUUUUAUGCCUAUGCUGACCUUAUUGGAUGGUUGAUGACACUGACUGUAGUUGUGUCCAUCGUUGGGACUGCUAUAUACUUGGUCUCUCAGCAAUAUGGAGGUCUUGCAGAGAAGCUUAAUGCAGCUGCUAGCCCUACUAUUGAAUGGGGACCCGCCCUAAUCAAACACCGCCGAGAGGCUUUGCCUCACUCCAAAAAAUAUGGCAGAGCCUUUGUGGUUGAACUUAAUGUUGAUGGUCAGGACAAGGAGACCCAGUCUACAAAUAAUGACCAAUUAGAAAUGUCUAUAGAAACAUCUGCAGAUGAAAACAGAAGUCCAGUCUUGCACGCUGAAAACCAUGACAUACAACAGGAUCAAAAUGUGAAUCAUUAAGGUGUUCCUAUACUUACAUGUGAAAGCUAGUUUUCGGACUUCUUUGAAGUCAGACAGCAAAAGGAUAAAAUUCUUUAUUCAUCACUGAAAUAUAUGUAUAUAAUGAAAGUGUGUUAAUAUUGGGUAUUUAUUAUAAAAAGGUAUUUAAUUUAUUGAAUACAUACUCGUUCCAGUGAAACAGCAAAUACUAGUAUAUGAUCGUUGUAUUUCACUCACUAAGAUUUUAUUUCAGUCCAAUUGCAGGACUGAAUUUAAUCUUAAGAAUAUGUAAUAAAAUAAAAGACUAAAAAAUAAAUUGGCGUAGCAAGUCAAAAGUGAAUUUUUU
Saccostrea echinata is the source of this 2544-nucleotide messenger RNA. Its product is annotated as sodium-dependent proline transporter-like. Gene Ontology annotation, biological process: sodium ion transmembrane transport. Lineage: Eukaryota; Metazoa; Mollusca; Bivalvia; Ostreida; Ostreidae. Bases 177 to 2219 code for a protein of 680 amino acids. The record is from RefSeq and is a predicted model, not a curated record. Gene Ontology annotation, cellular component: membrane. The transcript has 15 exons.